This is a messenger RNA of Puccinia graminis f. sp. tritici CRL 75-36-700-3, 2013 nucleotides long. RefSeq lists its product as uncharacterized. The record is from RefSeq and is a predicted model, not a curated record. Lineage: Eukaryota; Fungi; Basidiomycota; Pucciniomycetes; Pucciniales; Pucciniaceae. The transcript has 4 exons. The coding region runs from base 449 to 1729 and encodes 426 amino acids.
AUCGUGCCUGACAACAGGAAACGAUAGCGCUUUCCAAUCCAAAACGAACCAAUCAAAGGGUUGGUAGAUGGAAAGAGGGCAAGGAAAGGAGUUUGAUAAUCAAACAUAGUCUCAAUGGAAACCAGACCAAACAAAUAAAAAAAAGGGGAAAAGCUCGGUGAUCUGAAGUUGGACUGCUUGAGAAGGAAAAUGCAGGAAGCAAAGCGGAAAAAAAUGUAUAUGUCUCGUUUACCUCUGCACGAUUAAGGAAGAUUGAUCUUCUCCAAGCCGGCCGCGGUAGAAAAGGGGGAGUUGGCGAGAGACUGAUCAGGCUCGGGCCGUACAUUGUUGACCGUCUGCCGACGAGGAGUACAUCAAAGGCAUUCGAAGGUCUGAUAAGUCGUUGCGAUCGAUCGGGUUUCGGGGCAGAGUGGUCCGUGGAGAUUCGGAGACGUCGAUUAGGAGAAAAAUGGUGGAGCCGAAAGUUAUCUACACAGCACAAGAAUCGAAACAACAAGCAAUGGAUGACCCGGAGCAAUGGAUGGACGAGGAAGAUGAAGAAGACGAAGCUGAACAGUUGGAAUUAAGGAACAAAUUGAGGAGCGCUCGGUGGUAUAGUCUUGCACCAACUCGUGAACAAGCUUUGAUCACAGGAGCAUUUCGAAAGUUGCUUCCGAAAAUUUCUGGAUACGUCGAUCGAUUUCGUAUUACCAACAGCAAGUUAAAAAUGUCGCCCGACUUCAGUAGCCAUUGCCAUCGAAUCAAAGAGAUCCUUUUGCCGUGUAUGCUAGAUAACCUGUUCCGCCUGUGUGCUCUUCUGUUCAGUCCCGCCCACUUUAAGCGAGAGGUAUUGCCCGAGUUUCAAGCCGGAUUGUACGCCCUGAAAGGAAUUGAGGAGGCUGUAGAUCAAAUUUCUGCCGCAAUGAUUUCGUUUUGGUUGCCCGAGGAUACCACGACGAAUUCUCACCCAACGGAACUCCCAGACAUCAAACAUUAUCGAUGUGAACUCACUCAAUCCAAGACAGCCGAUAUCAUGAACAAAUUGACCAUAAUACUUGACCUAUAUGGUAGCAUGUUAGGUGUCUCGAUAGGGCUAUGUGACAUUGAAGUAGUGGAUGAGACAUGGAUGUGUAUGGUUGACGGUACUCGCCUGAUGCGGGAUGGUGUAAAUCAGCUUAUCGAAUGGUUCAGAUUAUCGGAUCAUGGGGUUCUUCAGGAUCAGUGGCGGACAAUGGCUGAAGAAGCUGAAGAACUGCUACAACACUUGGCAGAAUUACCGUCCUUGAAUUCCAGCAUACAAAUACAACGAGACUCCAUUGCACUUAUCAAGGUGUCAAGAUUGUUUUUCAAGAAGAUCUCGCAAGUGACCAAGAGCGAAUUCCACCCGAUCUGGCGGAUGACCCCAAUCCAACUCGCACAUUUUAUGGACUCGACCCGCUUUUUCCCGAGCGUCCUAGAAGCUUUUGUCUACAGCAUCGAACAUGAGCCCAAUCCUCAUGAUCAUAAUAUUGAAAUGGAGCCGACUAAUGAUCUCGUCAAAUAUUUUGAAGAGCCCAUCCGGAUUUUAAACGACUACUUGGAAUCAGCUCAUCAAGGCUCUAAUCCUACUCCGACUCAAGUCCAGUCACAUCACGAAUUUUGCGAAUGGCACACAACGUGGAACAAACAAUUCACCUUAGCUGUUGACCGUUUCCAAGCUACAUACAGAGAGGUGCAUUCAGGUCUUCAAGACCGGGAAGAUCAGGUUUGAUAAUUACAAUUUGCUUUUCAUUUCUUAACAUUUUGUACUAGAUUAUGGUGGAAUAGUCCUCCUGGAGGAAACUUAUCAUUUAUAAACUUCUUAUGAUUCUCUUUCUGUUUUAUUUCGCCUUGUUCAGUCAAUUUUUUAUUUUAUUUUUUACUUGUUUCAAAAAGCUAUUGUAUUCGGAGCUAGCAUGUACUUCAAAACUUUCAUGUUUUAUCUUACUCGACAAAGGCUUCUCGUAGUCGUUAUUGCCCAAUGAAGUUAAAUGCUGCCAGCAGUAAUCCCCCCAG